Messenger RNA from Plasmodium malariae, 1236 nucleotides. Its product is annotated as conserved Plasmodium protein, unknown function. The record is from RefSeq and is a predicted model, not a curated record. The transcript has a single exon. NCBI's taxonomy places the organism in Eukaryota, Apicomplexa, Aconoidasida, Haemosporida, Plasmodiidae. The coding region runs from base 1 to 1236 and encodes 411 amino acids.
AUGAAAUUCAUUUUGAUCCUAUUUAAGCUAAUAUUUCUUUUACAAAAUCUAAAAAAGCAUGAAAAAGUUUUUUUGGUGAUGUGUACUUCAGAUUACAUUGUUAAAGAGGUAUCAUGUUGCCCAAAUAGAAACAACAAAACAUUAAAUUUUCUAAAGGUUGGUAAUAAUAACUAUACAGAUUUUUUUAAAUUAUACAUGACUAAAAAAUUCAAGUAUAAGUAUAAAAAUUUCGUAGAAAAGAGGAUAAAAAAAGGGAGAAUCAGGAAUGAAAUUAAUCAAAAGUUGAAAAAAAAAAAUAGUGCUUAUAUAGUAAUAACUGAAAAGCUAAGCAAAUUAGAUCCAGAUCAAAAGUAUUUUAAAUAUGAUAAAAAUAUUUUAAAAGAAUAUGAAAAUAUAAAAGAUAUUUAUAAAAAUAAAAAGUUAGGAAGAAAAUUCAAUCAAUAUGAUUACUGGUAUUCAUCUAGAAAAAAAGAAGCGAAAUAUAAUUAUAGUAGACAUGUAAAUUUUACUAUAACUGAAAACAAGUUUAAUUUUAAAAAUGUAUUUUCUUAUUUUCACAUAUUAGAAAUAGUUCAUGAAAAAUUUAAAAACAAUUCUUUUUAUAUUAAUGGUCUUCAAUCGUUUAUAAAUAAAUAUUAUGACCCUGUUACGCAGAAACGAAUUAAAUAUUAUGAUAAAAUAAAAGAACAAAUUGAAUUGAAAAAGAAAAAUGGUGCAGUGAUAACUAAACAAAAUGACAAAAAGCAAAAGGAGGAUGAAUGUAAGGCUAUAAAUAAACGCGAAAAUGUAAAUAUCCUAUCUGUUCUGGAGAGCUUAGAAAAUACAAAAGAGAAACAGGAAAAUAGUAACGAGAAAGAAGAAAGCGGUGAAGAAAAACAAGUAAACAAAUAUGCAAUUACAUCAAAAAAGGAAUUUUUCGAAAUGAUCAAAAAGAAUUUAAGUGAAUUUGAAUAUUCCAAUGAUGUAGAUGAUGAUGGAUCAUUUAAGCUUUUUGGUUCAUCUACAAGUUGUAUUUUAAAGAAAAAUGGUCCUAUAGCAUAUGAUAUUAAAAAUCCAUUUAUGAAAUCAAAAUUAUCUUCAAAAAGAAGAAGAUUCAAAGAAAGAAAACUAUUCGAUAUAAUUAAUUUUAAAUGUAAAAAUAGAAGAGAACGAUUGAUGCAAAACGCAGUCAGAAAGUUGUCAAGGAGAAAGUUAAAAGAUGAAAAGUAUAUUUUAGAUCCAAUGGAAGCUAUGUAA